This is a messenger RNA of Acanthoscelides obtectus, 297 nucleotides long. Lineage: Eukaryota; Metazoa; Arthropoda; Insecta; Coleoptera; Chrysomelidae. The record is from the annotation of a GenBank genome assembly.
GGAAAAAGUAUUUCAUAUCAAUAAAUGUAUUGACAGAAUAUGCGAUAUAGACUUGUCUUCGAGCUAUUACUUUGCAGACGUUAUACACGUAUGAACUGUGGUUAUGUAUUAACGAACGCAUCACAAGGAUCAGUACUCACCCUGGUCUGUACGACUGGCAUUCCAUAGCCCCAGAGCGGAGCUCUUUGGACUGCAUCACCCUCGAUGAUCGUCAAAGAUUUAUUACCAUUUAGUAUCAAGUUACGAGCCGCUGAGAUAUUGAAAAGUAAGUCCAGAUCUUUGCUAAUUAGAUUAAAG